AUUUCUUUCCCAGGGCAAAAGAAACGUAACACCAUUCUUCCAUCGGGCCAAGAAAAUUGGUUGCCGCCGAUCAGAUGGCGACGACGGCUCUCCGGCGGUAUGGUUCCCAACUGAAGAAAAUGUGGGAAAUAGCGGGUCCGGCCAUGAUCACCGAAAUAUCUCAGUUCUCCAUCGCCCUCGUCACUUCAGCUUUCGUCGGCCACAUCGGACCUCUGCAGCUCGCCGCCGCUUCCAUCGUCCUCAACGUCCUCGAAGAGUUUGCCCUCGGAUUCAUGUUGGGAAUUGGGAGCGCAUCGGAGACUCUAUCGGGGCAAGCAGUGGGAGCGGAAAAGCUGUACAUGCUGGGAAUCUACAUGCAAAGGUCAUGGCUGCUCUCAAUCGCCACUGCUCUGCUUCUAACUCCAAUCUACGUCCUGGCGUCCCCAAUUUUCCACACCCUACUUGGGCAGGAGAAGCAGAUUUCGGAGCUCGCUGGGAGGUUUGCUGUAUGGAUGGUGCCGCAGCUGUUCUUCUUUGCCCUGAAUUUCCCAAUGCAGAAGUUUCUGCAGGCGCAGAGCAGGGUUUGGGUUUUGGCUGGGAUUUCUAGCGCAGUACUUUCUGUUCAUGUCUUGUUGAAUUGGGUGUUCGUUUCGAAGCUCGGGUAUGGGAUCAUAGGUGCAGCUGUUGUUGGGGAUGUCUCCUGGUUCUUGUUGGUUGUGGCACAAGUUGUGUACAUGGUGUGGGGCAGUUUCGAUUCCUGGACGGGUUUCUCGACCAAGGCGUUCUCCUCUUUCCCGGCUUUCGCCAAGCUUUCUCUGGCUUCCGCUGUACUGUCAUGCUUGGAGAUAUGGUACCCGACGAUGGUGAUUCUGAUGGUGGGAUGGUUAGAGAACCCUGAAAUUGCAGUUGCUGCCUCUUCCAUCUGCUUGAACUUUCAAUACUGGGCAUGGAUCAUUGCUGCAGGAUUCAAUGCUGCUAUCAGCGUCCGAGUGGCUAAUGAACUGGGAGCUGGAAACCACGAAGCGGCGAAACUGUCAAUCGCAGUCACGAUUUGCGCAUCUACAGUGGUCGGAGUAACAUUCUCGACAGUGGUGUUGGCCUCAAAGAACGAAUUCCCGAAGCUCUUCUCUUCGGAUGCUGAAGUCAUCCGAGAAGCAGGAAACUUGGCUUACUUCUCUGCGGCUGUGAUCUUCCUUGACAUUAUCAUGCCUGUACUCCAUGGCGUGGCAGUCGGAGCAGGGUGGCAAAGCCAGGUUGCAGUGGUUAACAUCGUGUGUUACUACAUCGUGGGGCUUCCGUUGGCAGCCAUGCUUGGGUACACAUUCGAGUUCGGAGUAAAGGGUAUAUGGUCAGGGAUGGUGGUUGGAUGUGUACUUCAGAUGGCUUUCUUACUGUUCGUGAUCCACACGACAAACUGGGAAACUGAAGCAUCGAAGAGCGAGGCGCGAAUGAAGGACUGGGGUGAGAUUUCUGAGACUCAACCGAUUGUAGGUGAUACAGAGGAAAAUGAAUUGGAGGAGAGCAGCUUUGAAGGAAGACAGAGUUAAAACUUGGAGAAUAGAAUAAUUUUUUGGUUAAUUCUUGUACAGGGGGGCCGAUCCAAGUAUCCAACCGAUGCAGUAGUCUUUUAGGGUUUUUUUUUAUCCUUUCUCCAAUAUAUUAGUGUCUCUUGAGAAGUGCAAUUAAGUCAUUUGGUCGGAUUAACAGUGGACAACUUGAGAAAUAAGAUAUUGAUCAAAUUGCAACGGGUUGGGUUCACGGUUCAGGCCUUCAGGG
Linum tenue is the source of this 1755-nucleotide messenger RNA. The record is from the annotation of a GenBank genome assembly. Lineage: Eukaryota; Viridiplantae; Streptophyta; Magnoliopsida; Malpighiales; Linaceae.